CUGAUGCAGGAGCUAAUGAGCUCCUGGUCAUCGACAGGGUGUCCCAGGAAAUAACACUACAAGUGAACCAGGGCCAGAUUCCGGCCGCUGCCAUCACCAAACUCAUCUAUGGAGUUGUGGGAAUCAUCCGACUUGUGGCGGGUCCGUAUCUGAUUGUGUUGUACUUGGAUUGUACGCGGCCGGUGUUUCAGGUCCGUAUCUGAUUGUGUUGUACUUGGAUUGUACGUGGCCGGUGUUUCAGGUCCGUAUCUGAUUGUGUUGUACUUGGAUUGUACGUGGCCGGUGUUUCAGGUCCGUAUCUGAUUGUGUUGUACUUGGAUUGUACGUGGCCGGUGUUUCAGGUCCGUAUCUGAUUGUGUUGUACUUGGAUUGUACGUGGCCGGUGUUUCAGGUCCGUAUCUGAUUGUGUUGUACUUGGAUUGUACGUGGCCGGUGUUUCAGGUCCGUAUCUGAUUGUGUUGUACUUGGAUUGUACGUGGCCGGUGUUUCAGGUCCGUAUCUGAUUGUGUUGUACUUGGAUUGUACGUGGCCGGUGUUUCAGGUCCGUAUCUGAUUGUGUUGUACUUGGAUUGUACGUGGCCGGUGUUUCAGGUCCGUAUCUGAUUGUGUUGUACUUGGAUUGUACGUGGCCGGUGUUUCAGGUCCGUAUCUGAUUGUGAUGACAAAGCGGGAGAAGGUGGGUGAGAUCAAUGGACACACGAUAUGGCGGCUGAUCGACACAGAGACUCACUCCUACAAGAGAACCAUGCUGCACCUCACAGAGCAACAGGCCUCCCACAACCGGAGCUACUUGUCCAUGGUGGAGCUGAUCCUGAAGACCGAUGCAUUCUACUUCUCCAACACGUUCGACCUGACACACUCACUCCAGCGCCUCCAGAACACCAGCUCCGACUUCUCAUCACUCGCUCUGCACGAGAGGGCCGACCAAAGGUUUGUGUGGAAUGGUCACAUCCUCAGAGAGUUGGCCCAGCAACCAGAACUGGGGCAAUACUGCCUUCCCAUGGUGCAUGGCUUCCUCAGCAUCAACUCCACCAGCAUCAACAACAAGAGCUUUGACUACAUCGUCAUCUCCCGAAGGUGUAUAUAUCGAGCUGGGACCCGAUUCUACGUCCGUGGAGUAGACACUGAGGGCCAGGUCGCCAACUUCGUAGAAACUGAACAAAUUGUGCAAUGUGAUGGCAUCAGAUGCUCUUUUGUACAGACGCGUGGCUCCAUCCCCCUGUUCUGGAGCCAGAAACCCAACCUGAAGCGGAUGCCCCUGCCAGUCAUCAACAGUGCCACUAAUCAUAUGGAUGGCUUCCAGCGGCACUUUGACGAUCAGAUUUACAACUAUGGGAAACAAGUUCUCAUUAAUCUCGUUAACCAGAAAGGCUAUGAGCUUCAGAUGGAACAAGCUUUCGCCCAGACAGUGGUCAACUCCCAGAACUCUAACAUCAGAUACGAGUCUUUUGACUUCCACAAGGAGUGCAGCAAGAUGCGAUGGGACCGCCUGUCCAUACUCACAGACAAGCUGGCUGAGGAGAGGAGACAGUUUGGGUACUUCAUGCAUGGGAAGGACGGUAGUGUGGUGUCGUCACAACAGGGUGUAUUCAGAACCAACUGCAUGGACUGUUUGGACCGCACCAACGUUGUCCAGAGUCUUCUGGCUAAAGAUAACCUACUUGACCAGCUCCAGAGACUGGGAGUCCUUGCACAGGGAGCACGGGUCCCGGAGAAGUGUCAGUUCGACACAGUCUUCAAGAAUGUGUGGGCCGACAAUGCAGACACUCUCUCCAAGCAGUAUGCCGGAACUGGUGCCUUGAAGACAGACUUCACAAGGACAGGGAGGAGGACCAAGAUGGGGCUGAUGAUGGAUGGCUGGAACUCCCUCAUCAGGUACUUCCGCAACAACUUCCAGGACGGUUUCCGACAGGAUGCCAUUGAUUUGUUCCUGGGCAACUACCAAGUGGAGGAGACAGAGGGCCUGACCACACCCUCCCCCCUCACGGUGGAGCGGGACUGGAAGUUUUAUGCUAUACCUGUGAUAUUUCUGGUUGCUAUGGCGAUGUUUGUGAUCAGCAUCCUGCUGCCAGAUGAACACUUCAGUGAACAAGUGAUGUAUGUCUUUUUCUGGGGAGCUGCCUCCGCGAUUGCCUUGACGGUCAUGUUUGCAUUCGGCAGUGAAUAUGUGGACCAACCCAAACUCACCCAAGUCAAGACUAAGACAGAAUAGCUAUAUGAUCGGGGAAUAUUCAUUGUGUGAUGCAGUCUUUAGGCUUUACAGUGUUGUGACGAUGCUCUACUAGCGGUCACCGGAUGGAUAUCAUGCUGUUGAUUGAACCCACCCUAUGACGUGCGGGCAUGCUUUAUGUAAAACACACUUUGGUAAUUCAAGAUGAGAACAGCGCGGUUUUAGUAAUCUGUUCUCAAAGAAAUUAGUUUCAUUAUCAUUCUUGGCAUUGAACAGUCACACAUUUCAUUUGUUGUCGUUAAUGUCCCUGGCAAAGACAUUUACAAAGUCGGAGUCUUCAGCAGGCCUGAACAAAAGUGUCCGGAUGAAUUCAUUUCCUGGGUCAUGGAACAGGGGUCAUGAAACAAAACAUUUAGACAUUUUCCUUAAUUUUGUACUUUGUGGCAUGGAUUGAGAUUUGAGAAGCGACUGUUAAACAAGUUGAUGCAGGUUUACAAAGCGUAUUCUGUAGUUCCUCUGUGACUGUAGUAGGACUACUGGUUGACAUCUCAUAGUUUCAGUCUCAGUGAACGUACUACAGAUAGUACCUUUACACUCCUACAUUACACCUUGAAAGUAUUGAAUGUGUGUCAAAGUGAAGGACACAACAGGAAUCGGAACCACUGAGUCUAUUGUGCUCUUCCUGUUUGUAGUCCUAUCUGGGGUCAAAUUGACAGAUGUAUUGACAUUUAAACAGUGACAUUCCUUUAACACAAUUAAAUUAAUUCUGACACUUGUUGUCUGUAGUAGCCAUGUUCUCCCUCAGUGUGGAGGAUCUGUACCAACACACUGGAACAGCAGGUCGCUCUGACCUCCGCUGCACACAACAGACAGCAGGAACUGUAGGUCACUCCGACCUCCGCUGCACACAACAGACAGCAGGAACUGUAGGUCACUCUGACCUCCGCUGCACACAACAGACAGCAGGAACUGUAGGUCACUCCGACCUCCACGCAGAUGACAGUAGAAUACAAAGCCUCUCUAUAGUUACUGACUUGUUGGUAUGAGUAUAUUUCCUGUAUAUCUAUCUGUAUCAGAGGCUAGCUAGUUACUGCAGGGUACAUCUACCUGUAUUGGAGGCUAGCUAGUAACUGCAGGGUACAUCUACCUGUAUUGGAGGUUAGCUAGUUACUGCAGGAUACAUCUACCUGUAUUGGAGGCUAGCUAGUUACUGCAGGGUACAUCUACCUGUAUCAGAGGCUAGCUAGUUACUGCAGGGUACAUCUACCUGUAUUGGAGGCUAGCUAGUUACUGCAGGGUACAUCUACCUGUAUUGGAGGCUAGCUAGUUACUGCAGGAUACAUCUACCUGUAUUGGAGGCUAGCUAGUUACUGCAGGGUACAUCUACCUGUAUCAGAGGCUAGCUAGUUACUGCAGGGUACAUCUACCUGUAUUGGAGGCUAGCUAGGUACUGCAGGGUACAUCUACCUGUAUUGGAGGCUAGCUAGUUACUGCAGGGUAAAUCUACCUGUAUUGGAGGCUAGCUAGUUACUGCAGGGUACAUCUACCUGUAUUGGAGGCUAGCUAGUUACUGCAGGGUACAUCUACCUGUAUUGGAGGCUAGCUAGGUACUGCAGGGUACAUCUACCUGUAUUGGAGGCUAGCUAGUUACUGCAGGGUACAUCUACCUGUAUUGGAGGCUAGCUAGGUACUGCAGGGUACAUCUACCUGUAUUGGAGGCUAGCUAGGUACUGCAGGGUACAUCUACCUGUAUUGGAGGCUAGCUAGGUGCUGCAGGGUACAUCUACCUGUAUUGGAAGCUAGCUAGUUACUGCAGGGUACAUCUACCUGUAUUGGAGGCUAGCUAGUAAGUGCAGGGUACAUCUACCUGUAUUGGAGGCUAGCUAGUUACUGCAGGGUACAUCUACCUGUAUUGGAGGCUAGCUAGUUACUGCAGGGUACAUCUACCUGUAUUGGAGGCUAGCUAGUUACUGCAGGGUACAUCUACCUGUAUUGGAUGCUAGCUAAUUACUGCAGGGUACAUCUACCUGUAUUGGAGGCUAGCUAGUUUCUGCAGGGUACAUCUACCUGUAUUGGAGGCUAGCUAGGUGCUGUAGGGUACAUCUACCUGUAUUGGAGGCUAGCUAGUUACUGCAGGGUACAUCUACCUGUAUUGGAUGCUAGCUAGUUACUGCAGGGUACAUCUACCUGUAUUGGAUGCUAGCUAGUUACUGCAGGGUACAUCUACCUGUAUUGGAGGCUAGCUAGUUACUGCAGGGUACAUCUUCCUGUAUUGGAUGCUAGCUAGUAAGUGCAGGGUACAUCUACCUGUAUUGGAGGCUAGCUAGUUACUGCAGGGUACAUCUUCCUGUACUGGAGGCUAGCUAGGUGCUGUAGGGUGGUGGACUACCUGUAAUGGAGGCUAGCUAGCUACUGCAGGGUACUACUACCUGUAUUGGAGGCUAGCUAGUUACUGCAGGGUACAUCUACCUGUAUUGGAGGCUAGCUAGGUGCUGUAAGGUACAUCUACCUGUACUGGAGGCUAGCUAGUUACUGCAGGAUACAUCUACCUGUAUUGGAGGCUAGCUAGUUACUGCAGGGUACAUCUACCUGUAUCAGAGGCUAGCUAGUUACUGCAGGGUACAUCUACCUGUAUUGGAGGCUAGCUAGGUACUGCAGGGUACAUCUACCUGUAUUGGAGGCUAGCUAGUUACUGCAGGGUACAUCUACCUGUAUUGGAUGCUAGCUAGUUACUGCAGGGUACAUCUACCUGUAUUGGAUGCUAGCUAGUUACUGCAGGGUACAUCUACCUGUAUUGGAGGCUAGCUAGUUACUGCAGGGUACAUCUUCCUGUAUUGGAUGCUAGCUAGUAAGUGCAGGGUACAUCUACCUGUAUUGGAGGCUAGCUAGUUACUGCAGGGUACAUCUUCCUGUACUGGAGGCUAGCUAGGUGCUGUAGGGUGGUGGACUACCUGUAAUGGAGGCUAGCUAGGUACUGCAGGGUACUACUACCUGUAUUGGAGGCUAGCUAGUUACUGCAGGGUACAUCUACCUGUAUUGGAGGCUAGCUAGGUGCUGUAAGGUACAUCUACCUGUACUGGAGGCUAGCUAGGUGCUGUAGGGUGGUGGACUACCUGAUCCUCGUCUGUGUCCAGGGCUUACAUCUGCAUCAAGUCACAGUGGACAGACACAUGUAUAUAUAUAUAUUUAUUAUGUCUUGGGCUCAGGAUUUUAUCUUAACCUUGACUGAGAUAUGGUUUAAUUUAUCUGUAUUAUUUAGCACAUGCAGCUAGCAUGACUGAUCAACUAGAUGGUUAAUAAGGCUAAAUUGGUGAUGGUAUAGUCAGUAGUUUGUACUGAGUGGAAAGACCUGCAUAGUUCAGGGACUGGGGGAGGUGGUCAGAAGAGCCUCAUAAUUUUGAUGAAGAUUUUCCAAGACAAUGUUGCAUCAGUUGGUAACAAUGGCUGCAGCUGAAGAUGACUCCUGCCUUAUAUAGUCUUUUUUGACUCAUCAUAACAAUUUAUACUUAAUUACUGUGUUAUGUUAUGAAAACGGAUUAAAAGUUUGCAAGAAUUUAUGCCCGAGUCUUGUCCCCAGUUCAGCAAUUGUUGAAUAACGUGGAUCUCCUAGUCAGAGGUGUAGUGACUGUGGGUGUCAGGAGUCUCCAUCCAUCCAUACACCCACCCAUGUAUUGGUUUAUGUUUAAUUCUGUAUCCAUUUAGAAAACCUAUGUCUACCUAUUUGCAGUAACACAGCCGGAAAUCUUCUAGACUGUUGAGUUGCAGGAACACAAAACAUAGUAUAUCAGGUUGUCUUGCAAGUAUAUCAUGUUGACCAUAAACUGUUGAUAGCGUGACCUUCACGGGUUGACCUUGUGUCGGCCAGGCUACGUGGAACAUAUAGCCUUUUACGCACAAACUGGACAAUGUGGAAUGUUGCUGGGUGUACCGUGACAUCCCGUGUGUAAGUAGGUUGAAGUGUUCAGGCGACAGUUCAGCACAAUCAAGUUGACUGUAAAUAUAUUGUAGGAGCUUGUACAAAGUGUAAAUGCCUUCAUUAUGUCAUAUUUUCACCCAAUAAACACAAUGAAUAUAUCAUA
This is a messenger RNA of Haliotis rufescens (red abalone), 6249 nucleotides long. Its product is annotated as phosphatidylinositol-3-phosphatase SAC1-like. Gene Ontology annotation, cellular component: endoplasmic reticulum. Bases 659 to 2212 code for a protein of 517 amino acids. The transcript has 17 exons. NCBI's taxonomy places the organism in Eukaryota, Metazoa, Mollusca, Gastropoda, Lepetellida, Haliotidae. The record is from RefSeq and is a predicted model, not a curated record. Gene Ontology annotation, molecular function: phosphatidylinositol-4-phosphate phosphatase activity. Gene Ontology annotation, biological process: phosphatidylinositol dephosphorylation.